AGAUAAUGAAUAGUACCACAAAUAGGAGAAAAUGGUCUCCUCAGACACCUGCUGAGCCGAGGCACAUGAAAUACCAGGCUUAUACUUCUCCAGAACAAAAACAAAUGCAGGAGGACUCGUAUCUUUUCAAGAUGAUCGAAGAGGCUUGUAGGAAUAGCAAAUAUCUUGACUACACAAUAUUUGAUGAGCUAUACUCAGACACUUCUCCAAAAGCAUUUUACCUUAAGAAUUACCUAAAGUCUAUUGAAAGACUAGCCACCCACUGGAAGUUGGUGAGAGAAGAGGAUUAUAAGUACCGAGCUAAGAACUACGACAACAUCGAUGAAUUUAUCAAUGAAAUUCCCAGAGUCAUUAACGGGAGAUAUUUUUCGAUAUAAAAACUUUCUUGCUUUCCCUUAGAAGACUCCAAUUGAGCCUUGAUUUUGGUAAUCCCAAAUAUAAGAAGACCGAAUCAUAUAAGACAUGUAAGCUAUUUUACAAGGAAUGUGCCAAAUUGCAUCUUGAGUUCCAUCGACUGUUGGAUUUCUUCCACCUCCUCGCUAAAUAUCUCAAUAAAAUCAGACAGGCCAAAAAGAGGCAGUACGAGGAUGUUGAAGGCCUUAAAAUAAAAGAACUUUCGGAAAAGAAGGCUGCCUGGAUGACUAAUCUUUUCGCCAAUGACCCUCAGCAUAAGUCUAGCCAGGAAAAGCAGAGAUCAAAGGAUACCAAACUCUUGAAGUUUUAUGAGGAGAGCCAACAGAAAAUAAGAAAUUUUAUUAAGAAUCUCAACUUAAUUCCUGUCGAAAAGACAUAUAUAAGUGUGAUUGUCAAACUAAACCAGCAAUUCCUUCAAGAACAAUCAGAAAUUUUGGAGACUAAAAUUGGAGACCAGAGAAAGAUUAUUGAGAACCAGUUCUUCGAUGAAGACGGCAACUUCUUUAACUCGAUGAUGAAAUCGUUUGCAUCAGGCAUAUCUUCCAUAAAGGGAAGCCCUAUAGAUGCUGAUAAAUGAAUUGGACUACCAAAUAAUAAGCCAAGUCCCUAUUUAGACCUGGUAGUUAGGACACCUGCCGAUAAGAAGAAAUUAUACGGAAACUUUAAACAGACCUCAAGCUCUCUAUUAAGAAAAGCACAGGCUAUGAAUAAACCAAUCCAUUCAAACAGGAAGCUGUUCAGUGAUAAUGAGAAAGACGUUAAAAUGAAAGGUGUCCCACAAGCAGUAGUUUCUCUCAACGAUAAAGAGAAUAAUUGCGACAAUACACCUAAGAAUAAAGCAGUAGUAAGCCCUAUACCAAGCGUUAAAGGGACAUGGGGGAAGUUCAACUCUCCAAGUGCUUCUGGGCUAGCUACGAAGGUAGGGUCACCCAGCACAGCAUAUUAUAAAUCCCCAUUUGUGGUCAACUCAAAUCACCCAAAUGCUAAGACUUCUUCACAAGUAACCACUCCAAUGAACGGGCUUAAGGGAAGUCUAGUAGCAACCUCAACCUGAGGAUCAACGAUCCAGAACAUAAAAAGUCGGAAUUAUAAUUUGGAAGAGCUAGGAGGGACAAAUCAAGGAGAGUCUAACCAAAAAGGAACUUUCAAAUCAAUUUGACUUAAGAGUAAUGCCCAAUCCCCCACAGCUUCUGGAUACAAGGCCUAG
Moneuplotes crassus is the source of this 1621-nucleotide messenger RNA. The record is from the annotation of a GenBank genome assembly. Lineage: Eukaryota; Ciliophora; Spirotrichea; Euplotida; Euplotidae.